AGUAAGAGGGUGGCAGGUUGGGCCAGGCCAGAGCCUGGACCUGGGAUCAGGAAGGGGUUGCAGGGAGGGAUGGAGGGGCUGAAAACCCUGGGCCCCUGCGGCCACCCCCACCCCCAGUGUCCCCCAACCCCAGCCUCCAGCAGCCAUGGAGGAGGCCUGGACCAGCCCUGCCAGGGAUUUGUAGGGUGGCCCUGCCUGGGCCCCAUCUCCUCUGCUCACUCAGUGCAGUCCCAGAGACCUUUCCCAGUCCCAGGGGCAGGGGGCAGUGGGCCCACAGUGGAGGGCGAGGCUCCCGGGCUCUUUCUGUCCAGCCAGGAGCAGAGAGCGAGAGACACUGAGGGGCCGAGACAAGGAGACCUGGAGGCAGGGCUUGGGUGGGGCUGGCCCCUGCACCCAGGGUCGAACCAGGGGGCUCCCAGGCAGGGGGGAUCCAUUGGCUCAGGGACCAGACCCUGCCCAUGCCCACCCCUGUCACGGGAGGGAGGGGCCCUGGCCUCGCCCAGGGUAGCCCUGUCCCAGCUUCAGUGCGGGCUGCUGGGCUCUGCAGAACAGUCCUUCCUGCAGCUGGAGCAGGAGAACCACAGCCUGAAAAGGCAGAAUCAGGAACUUCGGGAGCAGCUGGGGGCCCUCCUGGGGCCGGGGCAGCAGUUCCUGCCCCUGUGUCCCGAACACUCAAGCUGCACUGCUCUGGCCUGGCCCCCCGACCCGGCUGGCACGCAGCCCUUGGGGAACAGGGCACCUCUGCAGCUGCUGCGGCGGGAGCUGUGCCAGGGGCAAGAGGCUUUCGUGCAACAGUCCCAGGUGGGCCUGGGGGAGGGGCUGUGGGGGGGGAGGAAGCUUCGUAACAGCACUCCAGGUGGGCCUGAGGGAUUCAUUAGGGAGGGAGGUCUUCGUGCAGUAGGCCAGUGGGCCCAGCGGGGAGGUACUGGCCACCCUGCUGAUGCUGCCCAAGCCCAUCCUGGGCCCCACCCUCAGAACGAGCUGCAGCAGAUCCGCCUGUGCUUUGAGAGGAAGAAGAUGGUCAUCACAGAGGUGUGGGACAACGUGGCUGAGAUGCACAUGGCCCUGAACAACCAGGCCACCGGGCUCCUGAACCUCAAGAAGGACAUCCGGGGCGUGCUGGACCAGAUGGAGGACAUCCAGCUGGAGAUUCUCAGGGAGCGGGCCCAGUGCCGCACUCGAGCCAGGAAGGAGAAGCAGAUGGCAAGCAUGUCGAAAGGGAGGCCAAAGCUGGGAAGCUCCAAGGGCCUGGCAGGCCAGCUCUGGCUGCUGACCCUGAGGCUGCUGCUGGGCGCCCUGCUGGUCUGGACCGCUGCCUACGUGUACGUGGUGAACCCCACACCUUUCGAGGGGCUGGUGCCACCCCUGCUGAGCCGUGCCACCGUCUGGAAGCUCCGGGCCCUGCUGGACCCCUUCCUGCGCCUCAAAGUGGACGGCUUCCUGCCCUUCUAGGCCAGAGGCCCAGCGGCCCCAGCAAGGAGGCCAGGCGACCAGCACUGCCCCGGAUGCCCAGUGGCCGUGCCAGCCCCCUGCACAUGGCACCACUGUGCACCAUCCUUGCCAGAAGCUGCAGAGAAGGGUGGAGGUGGGGUCUGUCCUGAGGGCUGGGCCUGUGGCUGGACAUAGAAUCAUGACAUAAGUGGCCGGUGA
Molecule: messenger RNA, 1650 nt
Organism: Homo sapiens (human)
Lineage: Eukaryota; Metazoa; Chordata; Mammalia; Primates; Hominidae
Gene: CCDC188
Product: coiled-coil domain containing 188
Exons: 8
Coding region: 70-1452 (460 amino acids)
Cellular component (GO): membrane
Source: RefSeq, a predicted model, not a curated record